This is a messenger RNA of Acinonyx jubatus (cheetah), 4825 nucleotides long. RefSeq names its product thioredoxin like 4B (gene TXNL4B). Bases 228 to 617 code for a protein of 129 amino acids. Gene Ontology annotation, biological process: mRNA splicing, via spliceosome. The transcript has 4 exons. The record is from RefSeq and is a predicted model, not a curated record. Gene Ontology annotation, cellular component: U4/U6 x U5 tri-snRNP complex; U5 snRNP; spliceosomal complex. Lineage: Eukaryota; Metazoa; Chordata; Mammalia; Carnivora; Felidae.
UUCUUUUUCCGUUUCCGGUUUUAUAAGUGGUCCGCCAGAGUUGGCGGGCAGCAGCCCCUGGGUUACUUUGAGUUAGGGUCGCUGCUUUUGGUGUAGAAGACGGGAACCGCCUGUGUGCCGACAUUUCGGAGAAGUGGUCGGGGUUGCGAACAGUCAAGUGGAAGAGAAGGAGGUGACUUGUACAAAGAAAGACUGACAGUAAGGAUAAAUAUUUGGAUUAUGGCAAGAUGAGCUUCCUGUUGCCCAAGCUAACUAGCAAAAAAGAAGUAGACCAAGCAAUAAAAAGUACUGCAGAGAAGGUAUUGGUUCUCCGAUUUGGGAGAGAUGAGGAUCCAGUCUGUCUGCAGCUAGAUGAUAUUCUUUCUAAGACGUCUUCUGACCUGAGUAAAAUGGCUGCUAUAUAUCUGGUAGAUGUGGACCAAACUCCCGUUUACACGCACUAUUUUGACAUCAGUUAUAUUCCAUCUACUGUGUUCUUCUUCAAUGGGCAGCACAUGAAAGUGGAUUAUGGCGAUAGCACUUCUGGGAGUCUAUUUUACAGGAAUUCUACUAGAAGAGUACAAAGACACAUGAACCGAGAGACCCCCUCCAGCACUGCCUGUGACGUGGAACAGUGAAGUCAGCCUACACACGCAGCCACAAGUGAAUGUUGGUAUGUUUGUGCUGUGGAAAACCACAGUUCUAUUAGAAAACACACAUAUCUAAGGGAAGAACAUUGAAAAAUUCCAUGAUGAUAUGUGAAAAAAGCAAAUUCCAGAAUAAGAUUUAACUUAUUAACUGCCUAUAUUUAACUAAUGUGAAAUGACCAUGCUAAUUAUUUAUUUAUGCACAGAACACAAAAUGUAAGUGUGAACAGUGUAAAUGGUAUUAGCAACUCUGUGUGUCAUUCCCCUCGAUGAUCCUGAGCCCCGGAGGGCUACCUGGGCAUUGUCAGUCUGUCUCCCAGCACUGUGAGCUUCUCGGGGCUCUGAGCGUGGUUUUGAGAAUUAAGAAGAAUGGGUACUCCUUAUACCACAUGGCCCUUGAACGCAAGCCAACUACUUAGUCUGGUCCUCAAGGGAGAAGCAGCAGCGUGCUACAGCUGUGCUGACAGAAUGUCAGUCUCCAACAGAGAACCUUCCAAAGUGUUGCUCUUCCUCAUCCCUUCCCUUUUCUGAGCAGUUAGUCAUAAAGCCAUUGGGUGGCACAGAGAAGGGAGGGGCCUGCCAUGGGCAAAAGAGGAGCAAGUGACUCAGAGAACCAAAGCCCACACAGAGUGAGGAGUGUGUCCACCGCCUGGAGCGGGGCCCUUGGAACGCAGCAUCAGAGCCCCAGUCAAUAAGGAAAGUGACCACACGGAGGGACAGGCCAACACAGAGGUCCGAGCCUAAGUGGUCUGAGGACAAUGUCUGCUGCAGGGAGCAGCCUGGAGCAGGUGUCAGAGCUGCACAAAGUCAGGAGGGUGCCUAUGCAGUGGGGGAUGGUGAGGGUGUCAGGCCCCGAGCAAGGGAAAAGGCACCCACACACUUGCAGGGAGUAGAAACUGGAAGUAAGUUCCAUAUGAGAGGGUGGAUCAAAUAAGAAAACAGAAUACAUAUUAAGGGAGUUGCCAGAGUUUCCAUUGUCAGAGAAGGGAGUUACAAAUAUAGGAAGGGAAGAAACUAGAAUGAAUGUUAGGUUUGGGACCGGAUUUGAAGGUAUCAGUCUGAACUCAUGAUUUUCAACAUAUAGAGAUAUAGAAAUAUAGGUGUAUGUGUCUGUGUGUGUGUACACACAUACAUAUUCCCUAGCUCUGUUCAAUGCAACAGCUUGGGAGCAGCAACCCCUCAGUGGCAAUGUGCACUCCCCAUAUUUUAUGGACAGACCUUCAGGUUAUUUAUGUAAUGUCAUUUGGUAGCGAGCAAUAUAUUCUUUUUAACAAUUGGGCAACUAAGGUAUACAAUGUUAAAUUAUUUCCUGUAGUUCACUUGAUAUAUCCAAAGACAUCUAACUCUCUUCUGCCAGGAAAAGAAAAAAGUAUUGCAUUUCUAGCCCUUUUACCCUCUCCCAAAAAGAAAUCUUAAAAGUAAUUUUAUUUUUUUAAUUUACAUCCAAGUUAGUUAGCAUACAGUGCAACAAUGAUUUCAGUAGAUGCCUCAGUGCCCCUUACCCAUUUAGCCCAUCCCCGCUUUCACACCCUCUGUGAUAACCCUCUGUUUGUUCUCCAUAUUUAAGAGUCUCUUAUGUUUUGUACCCCUCCCUGUUUUUAUAUUAUUUUUGUUUCCCUUAUGUUCAUCUGUCUUGUCUCUUAAAGUCCUCAUAUGAGUGAAGUCAUAUGAUUUUUGUCUUUCUCUGACUAAUUUCACUUAGCAUAAUAUCCUCCAGUUCCAUCCACGUAGUUGCAAAUGGCAGGAUUCCAUUCUUUUUGAUUGCUGAGUAAUACUCCAUUGUAUAUAUAUUUACAUAUACCACAUCUUUAUCCAUUUAUCCAUCGAUGGACAUUUGGGCUCUUUCCAUACUUUGGCUGUUGUGGAUAGUGCUGCUAUAAACCUGGGGGUGCAUGUGUCUCUUCGAAACAGCACACCUGUAUCCCAUGGAUAAAUGCCUAGUAGUACAAUUUCUGGGUCGUAGGGUAGUUCUAUUUUUAAUUUUUUGAGGAACCUCCACACUGUUUUCCAGAGUGGCUGCACCAGUUUGCAUUCCCACCAAUAGGGCAAAAGAGAUCUUCUUCCUCUACAUCCUUGCCAACAUCUGUGGUUGCCUGAGUUGUUGAUGUUAGCCAUUCUGACAGGUGUGAGGUGGUAUCUCAUUGUGGUUUUGAUUUGUAUUUCCCUGAUGAUGAGUAAUGUGAGCAUUUUUUCAUGUGUCUGUCAGCCAUCUGGAUGUCUUUCUUUGGAGAAGUGUCUAUUCAUGUCUUUUGCCCAUUUCUUCACUGGAUUAUUUGUUUUUUGGCUGUUGAGUUUGACAAGUUCUUGAUAGAUUUUGGAUACUAACCCUUUAUCUGAUAUGUCGUUUGCAAAUAUCUUCUCCCAUUCUGUCGGUUGCCUUUUAGUUUUGCUGAUUGUUUCCUUUGCUGUGCAGAAGCUUUAGAUGUUAGUUUCUAAACAUCACUGUCCAAUAGAAGGAACCAGGGUUUCUUGUAGAAAUAGCUGGUUCCUGGGCUGGGACAGGGAUAUUAUCUGAUAAGCCUGGAACAGCUUGUGCCAGAAAGCAAGAAGAUGCUAAAAGAAUAAUGGAAACAUGUAUACAGGACACAAGCCACCUGAAGAGGCAUCCAUUGGCCAAAUAUAAGACAACUGGGCAUCAAAAUAUGAUAAUAGAUUUUGAGCCAUUCAAUAAAACUGAAAAUUAUGAGGCCACAAUAAUAUAAAUGAAUGAAACAAAGGUUUUAUGAGGAACAGUUUAAGUACAUAAUUUCAAAGGACCUCCCUAUAAAGUACUUAUUAAUUACAAAGAAAAAUGAGUAACUUUACGGUGGACAAGUGGUACAGACACACCUUCGAGUGACCCAUGUGAAAUCAGCAGCACUGGGACAAACUGACCCCGUGUGUCACCUGGGAGGACGCAGCGACCCGGCACUGCUGCCGUAUGUUCCUGCCACAGCUGCACCGCCUGACUCCAAUCACACCACCAGACAAACCCAAACGAGGGAAAUUCUAUGCAAUAAUUGGCCUGUCAUCUUCAAAAGUGUCAAGGACUAGCAGGAACUUUUCCAGACAGGAGACUAAAGAGACAUGACAACCAAAUGCAACAUGUCAUUCUAAGCUGGAUACUUUUACAACGAAGGACACGAUUCAGACGGCUGGUGAACCACGAAGCUGGCCUGUGUUCAUUCUCUCUUGUGUGAAACACAGUCCACAAAUUCCAGUGGUUUGAAACACAGUCACUGUCAGCACCAUUCUGCAUCAGGAGUUGAGGCUCAGCUGGGUUCUAGGCUCAGGGUGUCACCAGGCCAAGAUCAAGGUGUUGGACAGAUGGGAUUCUCACCCAGACACUUUGGAAAGAAAUCUGCUUCCAAGCUCAUUCAAGUUGUUGGCAAAAUCCAGCUCUUUGUGGCCAUAGGCCUGACAUCCAUUUCCUUGCUGGCUGUUAGCCAGGGGCCAACACCUUUCUUCUCAUGCCCCCCAAACCAGUCUUCAAAAUGGCAACCACACUUUGAUCCCUUAUGCUUCUUAGAAAGAGAAAACUUGCUUUUAAAGGGGCUCAUGUGAUCAGACUGGACCCACCUGAAUAACCUACCUUCAAGGAGGCUCCUAUGUUAAGCCAUGUAACAUAACAGUCAUGAGAGGGAUAUCUCAUCACAUUGCUGGGCUCCAGAAAUUAGGACAGGGCAUUGGGAAGGGGGAAGGCAUUUUAGAAAUUCUGCCUGCCACACAGCCUGAGGAUGAACCGAUAUGUCAGUACCGAUCUCCUGAUUUUUGACGGUUGUGUUGUGGUUGUGAAGCAGAAUAUACUCGUUUGCGAGAAAUACACACAAAAAUAUUCAGGAUGGAGAAUCAGACCAGCAAAUUUAAAUUUACUCUCAUAUCACUUGGUAUUAAAAAACAGUUCUCCUAAAUUUUUUCUAUGCAUAAGUAUGCAGAUACAUAAAAAGAUACCUAUGGAUUACAUGUGUUUGUAUAUAAUAAAAAGAAAAAUAUCUGGAAACAUCUAGUAAGAUAGAUACAAAAGUUAUCUGUGAUUACCUGUGGGAAAUGGAGUUAUUUAAGAGGGAAGAGAGGUACACAACUUUUAUUUGGGGGUUAUUUUUUUAAAAAGAAAAAAAAGGGGGCGUUUGGGUGGCUCAGUCAGUUAAGCAGCUGACUCUUGAUAAGCACAGAGCCUAUUUGGGAUUCUCUCUCUCUUUCUCUCUCUCUCUCUCUCUCUC